Messenger RNA from Dicentrarchus labrax (European seabass), 5926 nucleotides. RefSeq names its product cadherin-related family member 5. The record is from RefSeq and is a predicted model, not a curated record. NCBI's taxonomy places the organism in Eukaryota, Metazoa, Chordata, Actinopteri, Moronidae. The transcript is spliced from 11 exons. The coding region runs from base 356 to 2263 and encodes 635 amino acids.
CAUCCUCUGUGGGUUGCCUGUCUCGAUAUCUCAUUAAAUAAACCCCCUCCCCACUGUCAGAUGACCGUAGGUGUCUUUUAGGGGGCGAUGGAUGGCCGGUGUUUCCCGACACGAGUCGAGUGGCUCCGAGAGCGAGCAGAGCCCGACAUAUUCUGAACAUCUUCCAAAUGUUGAGCCCGAGUCGUGAAGUGCUGCUCUUGAGGGGGACGAGGUUGAGAGGGAGGGAGACGACGAGGGAGAAAACAGGCAACAUCCGCGCAGUUAUUCACCUCUGAAAAAGCAUCCUCACAUCUCCGCUGACUGCACCGCAGCUCCAGCCGGCCAAUUAAAGGUAGGCACAAAAGAAUCAGCCAGGAUGGUGACAGUCUGUGUGAUCGCCGUCAGCUUUCUGCUCACCACAGCUCUUUCUGCCCCUGUGAAAGUCAAUGAGGACUCCAUGACCUUGUUCCAUGGGGAGGACUUCCACAUUCUGCUGCCCUCGCUCAAGUGGGAGGUCAUUUUUCGGAACCGGUCUAAUCUACGGUCGGGCGAUGUGAUUCUGAUGCGGGAUGAAAUGGUGGUCAACAAUCGGGCCAAACUCAACAAGCAGCUCAGCCACCUCAUUGUAGAUGCUGUGGGUGAGGGAGACGAGGGCGUGUACACCGUGAAAAGUCCAGACAAUCCAGAGGACAUCAGACACAUUACGCUUAUAGUCCGAGAUUGUUCCAACGAGCAGAUCAUUAAAUAUGGUGACAACUACCAUAUUCAGCUGUCAGGGGUGACUCCCCCCAUCACCCUGGAGUACAGACCCAGCUCUGUGGAGGCCAACCUGACAUCUAGACCUGCUCUGGUGCUGCUGACCAGCACAGGGAUGUCAAGAGACGGCUACCAGGGUCGGAUCAGUGUCAACGAGCGCCGUGUCACCCUCAGUGCUGUUACAGGUGCAGACGAAGGUAGCUACACUGUCAGGGAUGGCGAAGGUGAUAUCCAAAGGAAAGUGUGUCUCAACGUCAGAGAGCACCAACACUUUGUGACCCUGCCGUAUGGUAAAAGACUGAAGAUCGACCUGAUACUCAACAGCUCCUUGGUCCACCUCUACUACAGCCCCGAGAAUGACAACACACCCCAUCUUCUACUGGACAAGGGAGAAUUUACAACGGCCCGAGAGGAUCUGGGUUUUGGGGACCGUCUCUCUAUGGAGGGUUCAUUGGUUUAUCUGGAUCAGGUCAAGGGUGCAGAUGUGGGCCAGUUCAAAAUUACCGACAUACUGGGGUUCACUGUGGCCAGCAUCCACCUGGGAGUACAACCCUACAAGCUGGAGUCACUGUAUGUGGCCAUCAUUGCCCUAUUGGGCCUGCUGGUUUUCCUUCUGCUGGUUUGUCUGCUGUCCUGCCUGAUCAAAGUGAAGAAGAGGGCCAAGAGGGCUGCUGCACUGGAGAAGAUUGCCCAGAAUGCUGGCAAAGAGGAUGAAGGAGAUGCCUUCAGACAGGUGGUCAAGAACAUCACCAAACUCAGUGAGGACUCCAAGCAUUCCCAGGCAGACAAUACAGAAAAAUCUCAGAGCACCGAGGUGGACAUUAAAGGUCUGGAGGUUUCCUCUAAAGAGGUUGGGGUCGAUAACCUAGAGACCAGUGACUCUGGUGUUGGCUUUAACACCGCCCUCCCGCUGGACACUGACACUGAUGCCCCUGAUCCAAUCUCUGAAUCUGUGGCUGUAACCAUCUCUGUUGCCCCUGAAACAAAACCAAGUCCUCCAUCUGCUGCUGAGUCCCAGCCAAGCGCUCCACCGGCUAUGGAAAUUAAGUCCAGUCCAGUAGCUGAAACUGAAGCCUGCCCAGCACCCGAGACCAAGAAAACCCCUGAUCAACCAAUGGAAGCAAAGUUGGAUGUGUCCAAACCAGCAGAUGUUAAACUCAGCCCAGCCCCGAGCCCUGAGCCCAAGGCUGGUCUGAGUCCAGCGGAUCCAAAACCUGCUCCCAGCCCAAGCCCAGAACCUAAACCAGUUGUUCCUAAAGCCACCACUCCAACACCUGAAAUUAAGAGUGCCCUGACUCCCACACCUGAGCCCCCUAAACCAACCACACCAGAACCUAUUACCAACGGUACACCUGAGCCAGGUCCGGAUUCCAAACCAAGCCCAGAUCACGCUGAUAUUAUCGGAGGCGCUGCUCCAAAAGCAGCUCCCCCUAAAACCCCUGAAGUGGAGCUGAAAUCCAGUGGUGCCGCAAUGGAGGCCAGCAAAGACGGCACUGUGGCUGAGGAUUCAACCACCACCACCACCUGAGAACUGCCCCUGCAAAAAAUCAAGGGAAACCCCACAGAUUUUCUCCAUCUACCACCACUGUAGACAAUCGAACACCCCCUACCAAAUAAUAAAGAAACCACUGAAACUGGGGCGAGGACUUCGGUUUAACAUGUCUAAUGCCUGAACACAGUAUUACCUUGAUCACUCACUUGUCUUUAAAUCUAACACAAAAACCUUUGAGACUUUAUGAUUCAGAAAAACUCCACACAACAAAUGUGGCUUGUUGAUUGUUAAACAUUUUAGUUGUAUACACCUUGUCGCCUCAUUUUUUAACUUUGCAGUAAAAGUGUCAGACUGCAAAUAAAAUCCUUUGCAGGGUUCCUUUGCAAAACUCCUUAUAAGGUCUUUUCUAACAUAAUGAGGUAGCCAGAAAGGUUUACAACAUUUCAUUACACUAGAAUUCCUUAUAUGACCUUAACUAACCAUCGUUUUCCAUCUAAAUGCUCGUUCCUCUAUCAGCAUGUGGAUAAAAACAGACAAACUGCAUGAAAAUUUCAGCCAAUGUCAUCUCACACCUACUAAAAUGUGUGAUGACAGUCUUUUGAUUGGACACAAAAUGAAAGCCCUUUUGAUCACAAAGACAACACUCUGUUGUCGGCAUUUUGUACAUAGCUUAAAUGUGGAUGUUAUACGCUUGUGCCAGUUCUUUGGCUUCAGAAACAUGUGCAAUACAUUAUCACAUAUAGAAGAGAAAAAAACGAUUAGUUUUGCAUAACUUUAACCACACAAGAAAACAUACUAAUAAUACUAACCCGACUAUUUAUAAUCUCUGAGAUUCAGAUUCAGAUUCAGACUCCCAGUGGAUAUCUCAGAUGAUUAAAAUGUGUUUUGCAGACUGAUCCGUCAAGUCUGGAUCAACCACUUUACUGUCUUUGAUCUGGAUUUCCCUGUGGCUCUAUAAAAAUCCCAUCAUUCCUAAAGUUUAUUGGGAAGCUCAUGCCGACAAAACCUCCAGACACUUAAUGGGACCUCUACAUUCCCGCUGUACGUUGGGCUUUCCCAAGGUGAAUUACUGGAUGAAAGUGUCUGGUAAGUUCAAAUCGUUAGAACAUGCUUUCUUGUUUCUUUGCUUUUUCUUUCAUUUUCCUUCUUUGUCCACUUUCAGGCUUUUCUUUUGUCUGUCAUUCCUUCCUCGACCCCCUUCUUUCCUUCCUGUUUUCUCUCCUUUUGUUGCUGGGCAUUAUUUUUAACUGUACAUGGCCUUUGACAUAAAUUAUACCCCCUUUUUUUGUUUAGUUUUCCUCUCUAAAGCCCUCUAAAAUUUGUCAAAUGCUUGAACAUUUACGCCUAGCAUGCUUAAUGGCUCCCAAAUAUUCCUAAGAGAGGCCUUUAUCAAUGCCACAGCAUCGUCUGUCCAGAGAUGUUAAGUCAACACAAAUUAAUCUUAGUUGAAAGUCUUGUAUGGUGAAGAGGAGGUGUGCAGAUACAUUUUAGUGUUACAAAUUGCAUGUCUCUACCUCAUGUUUUAACUGACCACUUGACUUUUGAGAAAAGCACAACAUUACCGCCAUGAAAAUUCAAUCAAAUGAUCUGUCAAAUGUUGGAAAACUGUAACAAGUAGAUCCAUUUACUAUACGACCAACUGGCUUUUCUUGGUACCUUUCCUGACUAAUAGAUUUUUCUUACAAGCAGAUUAAUAUCAGGCAAUGUGUCAGCCUUUUAAAAAGCCAUAUGACAAAAUAGGUUUAGAUGUCAGAUUUGAUACAAAGAUCAAUACAUAUAAUGUAUAAACUAAAACAAACAAAACAAUCAAAGGGCCUCAAUGUUGGAAAAACAGUAUCAGAUGGUCAGAUGUAUUACACAUGGACAAAGGCAUUCCAAUGUAAAACGUGUAAAACACUCUAUAUGCCUCAUUUCUAGCCUGGAUCUUUGAAGGAACCACAAACCCACUUGGCAAUACUAAAAAUAGUCUUUAUACAUACACACACACACACACACACACACACACACACACACACACACACACACACAAACUUGACACACACAUUCCAGCCAUGUAAAUAUUGCAUGUGUAUGCCAGUUUAACCCCGUUAAGGCUGAAUGUUUUUAGUGUAUAGAAAGGUUGUUGUAUUAUACUUAGUAAUAAAGAAGAAAACUAAUUAAAAUUUCUCACCAACAUUAAAUCCAAAAUAUAACAUAUAUACACACAUACAUUACUAUAUUCUAUAAACACUAAUAUUCACUAACGUCUUGAACUAAUUUAACAACCAAAUAUUGUAUAAUUACAUCAAGACUAUAUUAGAUCUUUUAAGAUCAGAUAUCAGCUGUUAUUGCCAUUCCAACCUGAUGAUACUCACAGCAUACAGUCGCUCUCACAGUAUUUACCUGUAUUAAAAUGUUUAACCUAUAUCACUUAAAGCAUCGAUGGCAGCAUGCCCACAACAUGUUCUGAAAAACAGGCUUUUACUGUCUUAAAGUGGUGUCUGUGUGUGUGACCAGAGGAGUGAUCUUUUAAUGUGGCCGCCAUUGUGUGUGUGUGUGUGUGUGUGUGGGAUUUCUGUGUUUAAUAGUUUAUGCCUGCGAUGAGUGUGAGUGAUUUAUGACUGUUUGAGUGUUUGUGUGUGCUGAGUCUAUGCAUAGGCAGUUUGUACAGAAUGAAACAGCUGUACUUUACGUGUUCUUCUCCAUCUGUUGUGAGUAAGGUAUUCAUGUGCCUGCUUAAAUCGUCUUGCAAUGUGAAGAAAACAAGUGCUGUGUUUAAGUCAUGAGUGUGAAUGUGUUUAAAGCCACAAAACAUUGUAAAAGAUAUUGUAACUUUGAGAUAUUUGAGUGACUCUCUGUCUUUGUUUAGUGCCUAAAACGUAUUUUGAAUAGUUAUUAGCCGACGCUCCUGAUGGCACCUUUUUUUUGAUAGGUAGUGUAUUCACAGAUGUCAAAAGCUGUUUGCACACCUGACUGAACAAAACGAUACCACUGACUGGCCUAUGUUAUGCUAAUGUGUAGGAGAUAUGUGACAUAUUGUAAAAAAAAAUGAUGGAAGUGGUUUUUCUGGAUGACUCCAAGUAGCAUAACGAAUGCUGAGCGUGCUCUAUUUGUAAGUGAGGGUGUUUUCCAUUUCAUUAAUCAAGGUACAGUUUGGAGUACGUGAGUGAAUUUAUGAUAGCGGCAGAUGAAAGACAAAGCUUUGUGUUGGUAACCCUCAGGGUUAUGUUGUGGUCAGCAAUUGAUGAGGGACUGCUAAAACAGCAUUUUUCGUGCACCACCACUACUGUAUAUUGUCUGUGAUUGUAAUACCAAGCCACUCAGAGUGAGUAGGGAUGUGAGAGAGGCAGAUCGUGUGUUAUUGGCAGGACGAGCCUUUGGCUUACACAUUACCAGCAUCUGAAAGACGGCUCAGUCUAGUGGGAGUUAUUACACCUUAUUGGUGCCAGAGGGAUUCUGGUUCCAUAUCCACCUCUGAUAACCCACUAAUAAAAACCACUACUUUUAAUAUCACUGGCACUUGUUGCACUAUGUGAGUUGUCUCUGCCCUGAUCCUCUCUGUUUACUUCUGCUGUUGGCCUUGGUGUGGUGUGACAUCCCACAUGUUCUCUCUGUACUCCCUUUUUGCACAACACUUCACACAGAUGUUUUGUAAAGAAAAUAGUUUUUUCUUUAUUUCAUGUCUAAAGGAAUACUAAGAAUAAACAAGUGAUUAUGGCA